AUUUGUAUAAACCCUAGUAAUCGUAAACCCGCGGGUUCCCUCCGAGCGAUAGGUGCUACUAACUCAACGCGGAAAGCGUAACCUUGGAGCUUGAGCAAUGGCGGCGAAGAAGCAGGACGACGGGAACACGAAAAAGAGAAAGCGACUCGACACUAAAACUCGGGAAUCUCCAUCUAAUUCCAAGACUUCCAAUCUCACUGCCUCAAAGAAGCACAAGCCACACUCUCUUGCCAAAGACACGAAGCAGCAGAAGCCUAUUCUUACUGGCCGAGAACGUCGUCUUCAGGCCAAGGAACUUGCGGAUGCCAGAAAAAAGAAGAGAAAGCGACAUUAUACUCUUGAGCAAGAGCUUGCACGUCUCUGGGAGAAAAUGAGACGUCAUGAAAUUGCUAAAGAGGACAGAGCUAAGCUAGUGACAGAAGCUGUGCAAAAGAUGAAGGGGAAGAUUCCAGAGAUUGCUGGCUCUCACAUUUCAUCUCGUGUUCUUCAAACUUGUGUCAAACAUUGUUCACAAUCUGAAAGGGAUGCAGUAUUUGAAGAGCUUUCUCCACAUUUUCUAAAUCUAGCAUACAAUGCCUAUGCUGUUCACUUGGUGAAGAAGAUGCUUGACAACGCCUCCAAGAAACAACUAGCAGGCUUUAUCUCAACACUCCAUGGUCAUGUUGCUCCUCUUCUUCGUCAUAUGGUUGGGUCAGUUGUUGUUGAGCAUGCUUAUGAGUUAGCAAAUGCUGCACAGAAGCAAGAACUGCUUUUGGAAUUAUACUCCACAGAACUUCAGUUGUUUAAGGAUCUAGUGUCACUGAAAGAGAGCAGAUUAUUAGAUGUGAUGUCCAAGUUGAAACUACAGAAAGGUUCAGUUUUGCGACAUAUGACGUCAGUGAUUCAGCCAAUUUUAGAAAAAGGGAUAGUUGACCAUUCUAUCUUACACAGAGUCUUGCUGGAAUAUUUUAGCAUUGCUGACAAGUCUUCUGUCACAGAUAUAAUCCAACAGUUAUCAAGUCCACUCAUUGUUAGAAUGAUUGGCACGAGGGAUGGAGCCAAAAUUGGAACUCUGUGUGUAAAAUAUGGAAAUGCUAAGGAAAGAAAGAAGAUUAUCAAAGGAUUGAAAGGGCACGUGGACAAAACAGCUUAUCAUCAAUAUGGGUGCAUGGUGCUGGUUUGCAUCCUCUCAGUUGUUGAUGACACAAAACUGAUAACAAAGGUUAUCAUUCGUGAGCUUCAGUCAGUACUAAAGGAGCUUGUUCUGGAUAAGAAUGGAAGGCGACCCUUACUCCAAUUAUUACAUCCUAAUAGUUCACGCUAUUUCAGUCCUGAUGAUCUUGCUACUCUAAGUUUAUCUAUACCUUCUCUAUCUCUGAAGGAUCAGUCAGAAGCUGGCUCUCUUACUGAAACUACGAAGGUUUCACUUGGUGAGAAUGAAUCUGAGGAAGACAUGGCAGUGGAUGAAGUUAAUAAAGAUAAGAUUUCUGUGGAUGAUUCUGACCUAGCUGAGAGUGGGAAAAAAGACCCACUUGUUAGAAGGCAGGAGCUAUUGAUCAAGAGUGGACUUGCAGAUAGUCUUCUUGAUGUAUGUAUUGAGAGCGUGGGAGAACUGCUACGGUCAAAUUUUGGCAAGGAGAUUUUGUAUGAGGUUGCAACAGGGGGUUCUGAUGGCAUAAUGCGCCCAACUUUGGAUGAUAAGAUAAAUUCUCUCCACAACGCAGUAGCUUCUCUUGCAGCAAUGCCUAAACCAGCAGAUUCACAAGAGGAGCAUGUCCUUGAAAAUUUCCAUUCUAGUCGGACCAUUAGAAAACUGAUUUUGGAUUGCCCCAACUUUGCUUCCACCUUAUGGGAAAAGGCUUUUAAAGGGAAAAGUGAGUUAUGGGCGCAUGGCCAUAGCUGCAAGAUUGUUUCAGCAUUUUUAGAAUCCCCAGAUACGAAAGUGCAAAAACUUGUUGGAAAAGAGCUCCAGCCUCUAAUUGACCGCGGAAUUCUCAAGAACCUGAAGCUUAAAGAACAAGCAAACCAAUGAUUGUCUUGUAUGGAGAAGGGGGGACUAUAUCUCAAGGGGACAGGUGUGGUACAAGAUAUCAGUAGCCAAGUUAUGAUGUGGAGGCAGUAACGAUCUACUUUUUUAUGAAUUUGUAGAAAACGAGUUAAAAGGCAAAAACUAAAAUUUUGGCCGAGAAAGCUGUUGCCGUUAUUUUGACAACCAGAAUUACUAGAUGUAUAAUGAUCUACUUUUGCAUAUUUAAUGCAGCAAUUUUGCAACCCCAGGCAAUUUUAUU
Molecule: messenger RNA, 2267 nt
Organism: Vigna angularis (adzuki bean)
Lineage: Eukaryota; Viridiplantae; Streptophyta; Magnoliopsida; Fabales; Fabaceae
Product: pumilio homolog 24
Exons: 17
Coding region: 98-2011 (637 amino acids)
Biological process (GO): regulation of translation
Cellular component (GO): nucleolus
Molecular function (GO): mRNA binding
Source: RefSeq, a predicted model, not a curated record